AUGGCUUCCGGCUACGAUCGUGCCCUUUCCGUCUUCAGCCCCGAUGGCCACGUGUUCCAAGUCGAAUAUGCCCUGGAAGCAGUCAAGCGAGGAACCUGUGCGGUCGGAGUGAAAGGCAAAGACAUUGUAGUCUUGGGCUGCGAAAAGAGAUCGGCCAUGAAGCUACAGGACACACGAAUCACACCCUCCAAGAUUGGUCUUAUUGACACCCACGUCUGCCUUGCUUUCGCCGGACUCAACGCCGAUGCCCGGAUAUUAAUCGACAAAGCCAGAGUCGAGGCGCAGUCUCAUCGGCUCACGGUGGAAGACCCUGUUACGAUUGAAUACAUUACGAAAUAUGUGGCCGGCGUGCAGCAACGAUUUACUCAGAGCGGUGGUGUCAGGCCUUUUGGCAUCAGCACCCUGAUUAUCGGGUUCGACAAGGGCGAUAAGGAGCCUAAGUUGUACCAAACAGAACCCUCAGGCAUCUAUUCUGCUUGGUAUGUUGUCAUCUCUGACUCCAAGAGCCGCCGUCUGACACGAAGCAGGAAAGCAAAUGCGAUCGGCCGAUCCAGCAAAACCGUGCGCGAAUUUCUCGAGCGAAAUCAUAAAGAUGACAUGGACCGAGAGGCAACCAUUUCGUUGACCGUCAAAUCACUCCUAGAAGUCGUGCAAACAGGUGCCAAGAACAUUGAGAUUGCGAUCAUGGCUCCAGGCAAAACAAUUGAGAUGCUUCCAUCCGAACAGAUUGAACAGUAUGUCAAGACCAUCGAGGCGGAGAAGCAAGAAGAACAGGCGAAAAAGAAGCCCGGGACGAGAGCGUCGGGAUCGGCAACCUCGUCCCUACCAACCCGGCCGCUAGCUGAGGGCGAGGGUGGAGGAGAUGAAUAA
Molecule: messenger RNA, 870 nt
Organism: Fonsecaea nubica
Lineage: Eukaryota; Fungi; Ascomycota; Eurotiomycetes; Chaetothyriales; Herpotrichiellaceae
Product: proteasome subunit alpha type-4
Exons: 3
Coding region: 1-870 (289 amino acids)
Biological process (GO): ubiquitin-dependent protein catabolic process
Cellular component (GO): nucleus; proteasome core complex, alpha-subunit complex; proteasome core complex
Source: RefSeq, a predicted model, not a curated record